AACCUGUGUAUCCAGCAGACGGGAUCAGACGAGUCGCACACUGCUCUCGUAUGACCCUGCGACAUGGCAGCUCCACCCGCUGAUUUACUGACCGACUCUAUCCCCGCCGCCUCCUCCUCUGCGGCGGAAGGCAGUUUUUCUGGAGGGGGGGCGGGGCGCGCGGGCUUGACGUCAACGGGCUUGACGGGUAUAGGCUUCACGGCGGCCGGCCGGCGCAAUCCGCUGCGCGGGAAGAAGGCGGGCACGCCUGCUGUUGGCACCACGGAGCGCGCACUGAACUCCGCGGAGCAACCAGCGGCGGUUGCCGUGCAUGCGGCGAAGAAGCAUCUCGUGUCGUACGGCCAACUCGCCAGGAGCCUCAAGGAAGCAGCCGGAUCCACGGACCAGAAGAAGAGGCAGCAGCUGAUAGCUCUCGUGUUCCCAAAGCUUGCGGUCUACAACUCCGUUGACCCCUCCCUCGCCACAGCUUUGCUGCUGCUGCUGCAAGGGUCGUCCGACGUGGCAGUGCUGCGCUACUGCUACUACUUCCUCGCGCGCAUCCUCACAGAGAGCGCCGCCGCAGCCAGCUACAAUGAGGGCGGGGGCGUGCCAACUCCCAACUGGGACACCUUGGCCGACGCCUCUGCAGAUGGAGCACAAGCCGCCACGCGAGCAGAGCUUUUAUCUCUCAUACUCUCUCGUCUUGCCACUGAAGCAUCCACAACCGAUGUCGCUGCUCACCCGCGGCGCAUGGCAGCGCUCAAGGCGCUGGCAUGUGCGCCCAUGGCCGACGAGGACGCCUAUGCCGCCCUCGUCCGCAUCAUCCUCGCCAUCCUCGACUCGGUGACGGAGGACCGCAAGAAGCGGCGGCGGUGGCGGGAGCUGCUGCGGCGCGGCGCCAAGGCCAAGGACGCGGCGCUGCGGGGCAACCUCUUUGGGGCAGCGCUCUCCGCGCUGCGCCGCCUGCCGCUGGACCCCGCCUCCGACGCCUUCGUCGAGCGCGUCGUGCUGGGCAUUGGGUGUCCGGAUGCGGUGGGUCUGCGCCACGCGCUCUCCAUGGCGGCUGACGUCGCCCUCGUCAACCCGCUCGCCCUCGCCACCUCCAUCUCGCGCCUGGCGGGGGGGUCGUUGGCGGUGGCUAUUCGGGCGCCGGACAUGUUUGCGCGCCUCUACCUCGCGCGCCUCUGUGCUGCCCUCGUCCACGCCUCGCAGAUCUACGAUCGAGCUGAUUUCCGCGGGCUCUUCUCGGCGUUCCUCUUCCAGCUGCUCUACGACGCCAACGUGCGCGUGUGCCUCGAGGCCAUCUGCUGCAUCUGCGCCGCCUUCUCCGCUAAAGUUGAGCCAACCACAGCGCAGCGGGCAGACGGGUGGCAGAUUCUGACCACUUCGUUGAUGGACACGCGGGGGGCGGCGCGGGACCUGGCGGGCGGCAAGGGUGGGGGCUCCAAGGAGAAGGAAGCCAUGCCGCUGCCGCCCUCCUACGACCUCGUGCUCAAGGUGGCAGCCCACCGUGUGGACUACGCGCUGCGCAGCACGUCCCGCCCCAUGCUGCACGCAGCGCUGCGCGCCGUGGCGGAGGUGGGCAAGGCGCGCGCCGCGGCGCUGUCGCUGGGGCUCUUCACAGAGGCGCCGCAGGUGCCGCAGGAUGACGCCAACGACUUCCAGCAGGCGAUGGGCAAGCAGCAGGCGCCCAAGGAGAAGGCGACGGUGGACUCGCUGCUGGCGGCGGUGAUGGAGGCGGUGCGCUGCACCGUCGCAUGCGAGUGCGUCUACGUGCGCGCCCAGGCCAUCAAGGCGAUGAUCUGGAUGCAGAGUGAGUACGAGGCGAGUGACGAGCUCAAGGCCACCCUCAUGGGCGAGCUGGACGACCCCGCCUGGCCCGCUGCGCUGCUCAACGACCUCCUGCUCACCCUGCACGCGCGCUUCAAGGCCACGCCCGACAUGGCGGUCACCAUUCUGGACCUUGCCAGCCUCUUUGUCACACGCGUGCCCUCCAAAGUCGACACCACCACGCUGCAGGCCCUCUGGAAGACGUGUCUGGUGGGCUGUGGGCCGCAGGGCAAGCACCUCGCCCUGGAGGCCGUCAGCACGGUGCUGGACCUGCCCCCCCCUCCCCCGCCCACGCUGCCCUCCUCUCCUGGCGCCACUGCUGCUGUCGGCCUGGCAUCCAUCUCGCACCCGCGCUCCGCCAUUGCUCUCCAGCGCAUCGUGCAGGCUGCUAUCUGGUUUCUGGGUGAGAAUGCCAACUUUGCUGCGGGCGAGUACGCGUGGGAGAGUGCGACGCCGCCCGGUGCGGCGCUGAUGCUGCUGGAUGCCGAGCGCAUGGUGGCGGCAGCAGGGGUGCGCAACCCCACGCUCGCCCAGGCCAUGCAGCGCCUGCAGCGCUGCGCCACCAGCGGCGCCUGGGAGGACCGGGUGGUGGCGGUGUACGCGCUGAUGACGGUGGCGCUGCGGUCGGGAGAACCGUACCGCCUGCAGAUCUACGAGUUCUUCCACGCGCUCUUCUACGGGGGGGGCUCCUCCCGCAAGGUGCGGGGCAUGGCGCUGGGCGUGUCGAACGGGGAGGACCGGGGCGCCAGUGGCACGGGGCUGGGUGGCAUCAUAGCGCCCAUGCUGCGGGUUCUGGAUGAGAUGUACCGAUGCCAGGACACCAUGAUGCGGGACAUUCGGCUGCAUGAGUUCAGCGGCGAGGAGUGGCAGGAGGAGCAGCUGGAGCGCAUCUUCGACAUGCACGAGCGCCUCAUGGACCUCGCGCUGCUCUUCUGCUUCGUGCCGCGCCACAAGUACCUCCCGCUCGGCCCCAUGAGUGCGCGGCUGGUGGCGCAGUACCGGGUGCGGCGGGGCAUGGAGGCGGCGGUGGGGCGCAGUGAGGCGGAGCUGCGGGCGAGUCUGGAGGGGCUGCUGCGCCACACGGGCGCCGCGCCCAAGGACGCCUCGCUCUUCCCGCCGCUCACCCUGCUCGAGCCGCUGCCCGACUUCCCUGCAGCCGGGGCCCUCAAGGUGCCUGACAUACUAGGAGGCGGCAGGGACGAGAGUGUGUCGGUGCCGGCCACGCCGCGGCGCUACGAGGGGCUGGCGAGUGCGUUUGACGCGGUGGCAGGGGAGGCCGGCCUGGCCAGCAAUUUCGACGACGUGUACGCGUCAUCGCUGCUGGAGGCGGACGACGAUGCUGAGAGUGAGGUGUCGGAUGGUUCAGCGUCGCCCACCCCCUCCACCACAGCGCAGGCGUUUGGCAACAUCCGCAGCUGGGAUGAGGAGAGCCUGUCGGAGGACAAGGGGGGGAAGGAAGCAUCAGCAGGGCAGGCAGCGGGGCGGGCGCAGGGCGGCGAGGAGGAGGAAGACGAGGGGUACGACUACGAGGCGGAGAUCCGCAGGCGCGCGGGCGGCAGUGGCGCCAAGCAGAGGGGGCGCGCUCUCUACGCCUUCAUUGCAGGCGACGAGGACGAGCUGCCUUUGAGUGUGGGCGAGGAGGUGGAGAUCGAGUACGAGGCAGACGGCUGGUACCAUGCCAGGAAGCUCAAUCCAGGGGCAGACGGCAAGCUGGCGGGCUUCGUGCCCGUGCUCUACUUGGACACAAGGUGAUGCUCGCACCCUGGACACGAGGUGAUGCCCCGCACCCUGGACACAUGCUGAUGUCUUGUGCUGUUUGGGGCGUUCAAGUGGAGGUGGAGGGAAGAGGCGCAAGAUGGAUUGACGCGAGAAGUGAGCGCUGGUGGUUCACAAGAGAUUAGGCUUGCUGUGGCAGAUACCAUGGGAAAGUUCCAUGGAUGGAUACAAAACGACUUUUCAGCAUUUUCAGCUUCGAAAUUGUUUUCAAUGCUUGUACAGUUCGUGCUUGGAUAGUGUAAGUUUGUGCAACU
This is a messenger RNA of Closterium sp. NIES-67, 3839 nucleotides long. The record is from the annotation of a GenBank genome assembly. NCBI's taxonomy places the organism in Eukaryota, Viridiplantae, Streptophyta, Zygnematophyceae, Desmidiales, Closteriaceae.